Molecule: messenger RNA, 981 nt
Organism: Auanema sp. JU1783
Lineage: Eukaryota; Metazoa; Nematoda; Chromadorea; Rhabditida; Rhabditidae
Source: the annotation of a GenBank genome assembly
AUGACUGAAUUGAAAACUUUCCUCUACGAAAUAUGUAUUCCAGCUAUUGUUCUUAUAUGUGCAUUAGCUGCAAUGCUUAAUAUUGCUGUAUUCCUAUCAAGAUGGCAUGUAAAGAGCCGUUCAACAUCAUUGGAAUUAACAUAUUCACUUGCUUUAUCCGAUACAUGGACAUCUGUUGUUAUUGCUUUAUCACUUUUUUGGAAUAGUUAUAAGCCAGUUGUUCUUCAAAUUCCACAUUAUACCUAUUGCUUCCCAUUAACACUAGAGGCAUUUCGAACUGGAGGUCUGUUAACGGGUAUAUUUCAUUUGGUGGCAUUGGCAUUUGCCCAUUAUCUCCAAAUAAGGCGUCCAUUUGAUCAUCAGAAGUAUUUGCCACUUAAGGCCAUUCAGAUCAUCAUAUUCUUCAUAUGGUCUAUGCCUCCACUAGGCUUGAUGGCAUACUUCAGUAGUUGGGAAGGACAAGGCUAUCGCAAUGAAUCGUGUAUGGGAAUCACUUUCUAUGAGAACUUCUAUUUUAGAGCAAAUAUUGCUUUGAUCAUCAUCAUUCUUAUUAUAACCACGUGUGUCCUUUAUUGGAAAAUGUUAUCAAAAGUCAAUGAGGUUCGAUCAAAAGCAAAUUCCGCGACAAAUGCCCGAGGACGUCGGACUGUCAUAACAGCUUGUCUGAUAUUUGGAACAUUCUUAUUUGGAUGGAUGCCAGCUAGUAUACUGUAUAUAUUAACAGCGGAAGGAAUGCCCUUACAUAGAAAAGGAUCUGUCCUCAUCCAUGUGCUGUCAAUUGUUGUUUUGUUAAAUAUAAUGGUUAAGACGUUAACAAAUCCAAUCAUCUAUGCCACUAGAAUUCCUGAAAUCCGACAUUUCGUUCUCCAAAAACUUCUAUGGAAAAUUGUACCGAUGCGGGAGGAGAAGCGAACGACUACCGAAUUGGCACCAUUACGAGGAAGACACGAACUGACUCACUCUGUUACUCAAAACAGUUGA